CGUAGAAAAAGUUUUCAUCAACAGCCGCCAUUUUGCGCUGGAGAGACUGAGAAGAAUUUCGGAAUUUGUCGUGUAAAUUUUCUGUUUUUUCUUACAUCAUUUUAUCAUAAACUAUACCAUUCCGUGCAUUUUAAAGUGUUAAGUGAAAUCGUGUUGUUGGAUCGCUAAAAUAAGUUCUAUAAAGUGGCAAAAAUCUGGUGAUAUUGUUUUCAUUCAUUGUGCUAGUUCCGACGGAAGAUGGUGAGAGGGUCUGUGUAGCUCUUCGAUUCGGAGCUUUGUAAUGGCGAAUACUUAGUGAGAAUUUGUAAUAUGUGCCUUCAAUGGUGCGAAGGACAUCGAACGAUCGGGAUGUGGGUGAAUUACAUUAUAAUGGAUGACAAAUCGCUUUAAAAUGUUAUUUCUUGAAAAUAUAAGACAUAAAAGUGUUCUUUGAAUCGGCGGGCCGAAUAUUGACGACGGCUUACGUUUAGUAAACAGAGCCAUGGCCGAUCAUCAUGUGGAUGAACCGCCGAAUAAGCGGGCUAAAAUGAUCCGGGACCCUUUCCAGGGUCCCUCGGACGCCGCAGAUGGGUUUUCUAACCUUGACAUGUUCGACCUCGAGAACAACCUCCCAGACGAGCUCAUGGGGGGCUCGUGGGGCGAACAGACCGGCGUGCCGGGCCCCAAGCCCCCCGCGCAGGGCCCAGGGCCCGGGGGGCAGAUGGCCCCGCAGCAGCUCAACGGAGACGAUCCCACUGCUGCAAUGCAGCGGCAAGUUCACAAUCACCUUAUACAACAAGUUUUUUCACAGGGCAAGGCUGGCUUAGUCGGCCACAACAACCCGCUUGGAUUGGGUAGUUUAGGCAGCAAGAGUCCAAAUUUACAGUCUCCCCCCAACGUUUCCGUGUCGAAGGACAUGAUGGGUGGCAUGCACCCGCAACUAAUGCCAAAUACAAGUCAUCCAAAUCAACUACAUUCGAACAUGCCGAUGAACUCUAUUCAAGGUGGCAUGGUGACAAAUGUAGGAGGCAAUAUGAUAGUGACUAAUAGUAAUAUGACCGGUGCUGGGAUGCUCGGGAGCGGCAUCAUCAACAACGUCAACAAACAGCUCCCGCUCAUGGGCAAUAAUCAUCACGGGCCGCAGCACCAUCCGCACGCACAGGCGAUGGGCAACGGCCCGCUGGGCGGUCGCGUGAGCGCGCUGGCGCCGGCGAUGCGCGGCGCGCUGCCGCACCACGCGCGCAUGUCGGCGCCGAGCGGCGGGCACAUCGCGCCCUACCACCCCGCGUACGGCGCGUCGCCCGGCGCGGCCGGCGUGCAGCCGCAGCGGCCGCAGGGGCUGCGCUUCGGCGCGCCCGAGCAGCAGCAGCAGGGCGGCCAGGCGCCGCAGGCCGUGCCGCCCGCGCCCAGCCCGCAGACCCCCGGCGCGCCCGCCGGCGGGCAGAGCCAGCCGCAGGCCGCCACCCAAGGCGCGGCGCCGCCCGGUCCCGGCGGCCCCCAACAGGCGCCCUCGGGCUCCAUCGCGGACCCGGAGAAGCGCAAGCUCAUCCAGCAACAACUGGUGUUGUUGUUGCACGCGCACAAGUGCCAGCGGCGGGAGUCGCAGAACAACGGGGAGACCUGGCAGUGCACGCUGCCCCACUGCAAGACCAUGAAGGGCGUGCUCAACCAUAUGAUGUCCUGUCAAGCCGGCAAGAACUGCGCAGUGCCUCACUGCUCGUCGUCUCGACAAAUCAUAAACCACUGGAAACAUUGCAAUAAAAAUGACUGCCCUGUCUGCCUGCCCCUCAAACAGGCGGAUCGGUCUAGAAAUAAUACACAAAUAAAUGCAGCAGCCUCGGCGCCGCACUCGGGCGUGGCGCCGCCCGGGGUGGGGGUGGGGGUGACGGGCGUGGCGCCGGCGCCGGCGGGGGUGGCGGGGGUGGCGCCGCCGCAGCCCGCGCCGGACAUGAAGCGCGCGUACGAGGCGCUCGGCAUCGCGUGCCCCACCAGCGUGGGCAUGUUCCCGCGCGCGCGCCUGCCCGGCGUCGGCGUCGGCGUGCGCCCGCCGCUCACCGACGUGCAGCCCGGCCAGGGCAUGCAGCCGCUCUUCCAGCACAACAUGCCCGACUCCAUGCAGCACCAGCAGCUGAUGGGAGCCGGCACAAUCCAACUCCCCGGUGGCCCCGUCACCGCCAAUCCCGUCUCUGGCACGAAGGAGUGGCACCAGUCUAUAACAGCCGAUCUCAGAAACCAUCUUGUUCAUAAACUGGUGCAAGCUAUCUUCCCAACGCCGGACCCCACAGCAAUGUUAGAUAAGAGAAUGCACAACCUAGUAGCGUACGCGAGGAAGGUCGAAGGCGACAUGUACGAGAUGGCGAGCACGCGCUCCGAGUACUACCACCUGCUGGCCGAGAAGAUAUACAAGAUACAGAAGGAGCUGGAGGAGAAGAGACAGAAGAGGAAGGAGCAGCAGCUGCAAGCGCAGCAGCAGGGGCUCCAGCAGCCCGGCAUGCCUCCCGGGGGCAAGGUAUGUGCUAAUAUCGACAUGUACGAGAUGGCGAGCACGCGCUCCGAGUACUACCACCUGCUGGCCGAGAAGAUAUACAAGAUACAGAAGGAGCUGGAGAAGAGACAGAAGAGGAAGGAGCAGCAGCUGCAGGCGCAGCAGCAGGGGCUGCAGCAGCCCGGCAUGCCUCCCGGGGGCAAGGUAUGUGCUAAUAUCGACAUGUACGAGAUGGCGAGCACGCGCUCCGAGUACUACCACCUGCUGGCCGAGAAGAUAUACAAGAUACAGAAGGAGCUGGAGAAGAGACAGAAGAGGAAGGAGCAGCAGCUGCAGGCGCAGCAGCAGGGGCUGCAGCAGCCCGGCAUGCCUCCCGGGGGCAAGGUAUGUGCUAAUAUCGACAUGUACGAGAUGGCGAGCACGCGCUCCGAGUACUACCACCUGCUGGCCGAGAAGAUAUACAAGAUACAGAAGGAGCUGGAGAAGAGACAGAAGAGGAAGGAGCAGCAGCUGCAGGCGCAGCAGCAGGGGCUGCAGCAGCCCGGCAUGCCUCCCGGGGGCAAGGUGAUGGCCGGCGCGCGGCCCCCGGGCCCCGGCGGCUCGGGCCCGGCGCGCGCGGGCGCGCCGCUGGGCAUGCGCAUCCCGUCGCCCGGCAUGGGCGGGCUGCUGGCGGGCGGCCGCAUGAGCUUCCCCGCCGCGCCGCCCGGGCCCUCGCCCGGCCUGCCGCCCACGCCCAACGGCGCGCAGCCCGGCAUGUCGCCCUUCCAGGCCAUGGCCUCGCCCGCGCCGCCCGCCGCGCCCGCCGCGCAGUACGCGCCAACCAGCCAGACCAACGGGCCCGCCUCCGUGCAGGACCCCGCCCAGCAGCAGCAGCAGCAGAUGCAGGCCGAACAGGCCAAGAUGCGGCUGUCGGGCGGUCCGGCCGCCAGCCCCUUCAUGAACCACGCGUUCGGGCGGGCGUCGCCGUCGCCGGGCGGGGGCGGGGCCGGGCCGGGCGCGCCCCCCCCGGCCACGCCCAGCACGCCGGCGCCGCCCGAGCCCGCGCCGGCGCCCUCGCCGCCGCCCGACCCGGCGCCCGACGUGCGCGUCAAGGAGGAGCCCGCCGACCCCGACGUCGGCGGGAAGAACAUGCGCGACGAGCCCGCCGACCCCGCAGCCGUCCAGCCCCAGACCAAUGACACCUUCGCCGCCGUCAAGCAGGAGAUCAAGCAAGAGAUUAAGACGGAGGUCAAAGAGGAGCCAGUGGAAGCCACGGGCAGCGUCGACCCGACAAGCGGCCCGAAGCGCAUAUUCGUGUUCAAACCCGAAGACCUACGCCAAGCGCUAAUGCCGACGCUAGAGAAACUUUUCCGCCUCGACGAGUCCUCGCCCUUCCGGCAACCAGUGGACGCACUGGCCCUCGGCAUCCCAGACUACUUUGACAUCGUCACCAAGCCGAUAGACCUGUCCACCAUCAAGAUGAAGCUGGAUCGCGGCGAGUACAAGGACCCCUGGGAGUACGUCGACGACGUGUGGCUCAUGUUCGAUAACGCGUGGCUUUAUAAUAGGAAGAAUUCGAGGGUCUACAGAUAUUGUACAAAGCUGUCAGAGGUGUUCGAGCAGGAGAUCGACCCGGUGAUGCAGAGCCUGGGGUACUGCUGCGGGCGGAAGUACACCUUCAACCCGCAGGUGCUGUGCUGCUACGGCAAGCAGCUGUGCACCAUCCCGAGGGACGCCAAGUACUUCAGCUACCAGAACAGUCUAAAAGCGUAUGGGGUGGUGUCCGAUAGAUACACCUUCUGCCAGAAGUGCUUCAACGACAUCCAGGGCGACACCGUCACGCUCGGCGACGAUCCCAUGCAGACGCAAACCGCUAUCAAAAAGGAUCAGUUCAAAGAGAUGAAAAACGACCACCUGGAACAGGAGCCGUUCGUGGUCUGCAUGGACUGCGGCCGCAAACAGCACCAGAUCUGCGUGCUCCACCACGACUCCAUCUGGCCCCAGGGCUUCUGCUGUGAUAACUGCCUCAAGAAGAAGGGGGCCAAGAGAAAAGAUAACAAGUUCUGCGCUAAGAGGCUGCCCUCGUCCAAGCUCGGGCAGUAUAUAGAGACUAGAGUCAACAACUUCCUUAAGAAGAAAGAGGCAGGCUCGGGGGAGGUGCAUAUCAGGGUGGUGGCGUCCUCGGAUAAGAUGGUGGAAGUGAAGCCGGGCAUGCGGUCGCGAUUCGUCGACUCUGGCGAGCUGUGCGCCGAGUUCCCGUACCGGGCAAAGGCGUUGUUCGCAUUCGAGGAGGUCGACGGCGUCGACGUCUGCUUCUUUGGCAUGCAUGUCCAGGAAUACGGGAGCGAAAGUCCAUCACCGAACACGAGGCGUGUUUACAUAGCAUAUCUAGACUCGGUACACUUCUUCAACCCGCAGCAAUACCGGACGGCGGUGUACCACGAAAUACUAUUAGGUUACCUAGACUACGCCAAGCAACUGGGCUAUACCAUGGCCCACAUCUGGGCCUGCCCGCCCUCAGAGGGAGACGACUACAUUUUCCACUGCCAUCCGCCUGAACAAAAAAUUCCCAAACCGAAAAGACUACAGGAAUGGUACAAGAAGAUGUUAGACAAGGGUAUUAUAGAGAGGAUAAUUUUAGACUACAAGGAUAUUCUUAAGCAAGCGAUGGAGGAUAAUAUCUCGUCGGCGGCGGAGCUGCCUUAUUUCGAGGGGGACUUCUGGCCUAAUGUGCUCGAGGAGUCCAUUAAGGAGCUGGAUCAGGAAGAGGAGGAGAAGAGAAAACAGGCUGAAGCCGCUGAGGCAGUGAUAUUCCAGUCAUCUGAGGAUACCGAGGCCGGCCCCGACGGCAAGAAAAAGGGACAGAAGAAAGCCAAGAAGUCCAACAAGUCGAAAGCGGCGCAGAGGAAAAACAGCAAGAAACAGAGCGACCAGCAGCAGGGCAGCGACCUCAGCGCGAAGAUAUUCGCGACCAUGGAGAAACACAAGGAGGUGUUCUUCGUCAUUAGGCUACAUUCCGCGCAGUCCGCUGCCAGCUUAGCGCCGAUCGGCGACCCCGACCCCCUGGUGAACUGCGACCUCAUGGACGGGCGCGACGCCUUCCUCACCAUGGCGCGCGACCGCCACUACGAGUUCUCCUCCACGCGCCGCGCGCGCUUCUCCACGCUCUGCAUGCUCUACGAGCUGCACAACCAGGGCCAGGACAAGUUCGUCUACACCUGCAACUCGUGCAAGUCCCACGUGGAGACCCGCUACCACUGCACCGUCUGCGACGACUUCGACCUCUGCGUGGUCUGCUACGAGAAGGAGGGGCACCCGCACCGCAUGGAGAAGCUCGGGCUCGACAUCGACGUGGGCUCCUCCCCCGGCGACAUGAAGCAGGCCAACCCGCAGGAGGCGCGCAAGCUCUCCAUCCAGCGCUGCAUCCAGUCGCUGGUGCACGCGUGCCAGUGCCGCGACGCCAACUGCCGGCUGCCCUCGUGCCAGAAGAUGAAGCGCGUCGUCGCGCACACCAAGAUCUGCAAGCGGAAGACGAAGGGCGACUGCCCGAUCUGCAAGCAGCUGAUCGCGCUGUGCUGCUACCACGCCAAGCACUGCCAGGAGACCAAGUGCUCGGUGCCGUUCUGCUCGAGCAUCAAGCAGAAGCUGAAGCAGCAGCAGGUGCAGCAGCGCGUGCAGCAGCAGCAGCUGCUGCGGCGGCGCAUGGCGGCCAUGAACACGCGCGGCAUGCCGCCCGCGGGCCCGAGCCCGCCGCCCACGCCGUCGCUCGGCUCGCCGCCCGCCUCCAAGCCGCAGCCGCACGCGCUGCCACACAACGUGCAGAAGGCGCUGCAGCAGGUGCAGGAAGAGGCGGCGCGGCAGCAGGCGCCGUCGUACGGCAAGCAGGCGGCGGUGGGCGCGCCGCGCGGCGCCGACUGGGCCGCGCGCUACCGCGCCGGCGCGCCGCCGCCGCUCCACCACCCGCUGCACCCGCGCCACGUGCACCCGGCCGCGCUGCAGCAGCACCACCCCGCCGCGCUGCAGCAGCACCAGCACCUCGCCUCGCUGCAGCACCACACGCCGCUGCAGCAACAAGCCCAACAGCAGCAGCAGCAACAAGCGCAGCAGCAGCAAGUCCAGCAGCAGCAGCAGCAGGUGGUGCAGCAGCAGGCGGCGCAGCAGCAGGCGGCGGCGCGGGUGGGCGCCGUGGCGGCGGGCGCGGGCGCGGCGCCGGCGGGGGCGGCGCCGCAGAUGCACCAGAAGGCGCUGCAGCAACUCAUGGCCACGCUGCGCUCGCCCACCAGCCACAACCAGCAGCAGGAGAUCCUGCAGAUACUCAAGUCCAACCCGCCCCUCAUGGCCGCCUUCAUCAAGCAGCGACAGAACGCCCAGAACCAGCAAGCGGCUGGCAACGUGGGCGGCGUGGGCAACGUGAGCGGCGUCGGCGUCGGCGGCGGCGUCGGCGUCGGCUCGCUCGGCGUCGGCGCGCAGCAGCCGCUGCAGCACAUGAUGCAGCAGCCGCGCAUGCAGCCCAUGCAUCAGAUGCUGCCCCAGCAAGGACAGGUAGUCGGCGUGCCGGGGGGCGGCGUGGGCUCGGUCGGCGGAGUGGGCGUGGGCCCCGGCAUGGCGCACGGCGCGGGCUGGCUGCGCGCGGGCGUGGCGCAGGCCGGCGUGCGGCCGUACGGCGUGCGGCACGGCGCGCGCUACUUCGGCGCGGGAGCCCUGCCCCGGUCGCCGCCGGCGUCGUCGCCGCGGCCGGCGGGCGAGCUGCUGCUGCUGCGGCAGUCGCCCGCGCCGCCGCCGCCGCACCCGCCGGACGACCAGCUGCCGCCCAUGACGCCGCAGGACCAGCUGACCAAGUUCGUGGAACAGUUGUAGUGUACAUAGUGCCGCGCCCUGUAAAUAUAGCCCGAGCCCGGCGCCCGCCCGCCCUAUUUAUUUACGAUGAAAUUAUCGUUAGCGACGACUAAAUUAAGUAUUAUGAACGAAUCGAGCGCUCAAUGUACAAAUUGUAAAUAUGAGAGGAGUACACGUGUCCGCUUCUAAUUAAUGUAAGUUGUUCGUAGCGUAGGUACAUUAUGAUACUUAUUCUGUUUAUUGUAAUUAAAUCAUUUUAUAAUAUAAUUAUGUGAUCAUUAUAAA
This is a messenger RNA of Cydia amplana, 7564 nucleotides long. It is a transcript of the gene nej, whose product is annotated as histone lysine acetyltransferase CREBBP-like. Gene Ontology annotation, biological process: positive regulation of transcription by RNA polymerase II. The transcript is spliced from 24 exons. Bases 482 to 7300 code for a protein of 2272 amino acids. Lineage: Eukaryota; Metazoa; Arthropoda; Insecta; Lepidoptera; Tortricidae. Gene Ontology annotation, cellular component: nucleus; histone acetyltransferase complex; transcription regulator complex. Gene Ontology annotation, molecular function: chromatin DNA binding; transcription coactivator activity; protein binding. The record is from RefSeq and is a predicted model, not a curated record.